Molecule: messenger RNA, 1543 nt
Organism: Bufo bufo (common toad)
Lineage: Eukaryota; Metazoa; Chordata; Amphibia; Anura; Bufonidae
Product: chemokine-like receptor 1
Exons: 1
Coding region: 35-1042 (335 amino acids)
Biological process (GO): positive regulation of cytosolic calcium ion concentration; inflammatory response; phospholipase C-activating G protein-coupled receptor signaling pathway
Cellular component (GO): plasma membrane
Molecular function (GO): N-formyl peptide receptor activity; complement receptor activity
Source: RefSeq, a predicted model, not a curated record
GAACGUAUCUAUUUCGCCUACAUUUUAUUAUACAAUGACCAGUGACACUGAAGAUACAGAAGAAAUAAACCCAAUAAUUUAUCACAUGGUCCAGACUUUUAUGAUCAUGUCUUACAGCAUAACCUUCAUCCUGGGGACUACCGGGAAUGGCCUGGUCAUCUGGAUUGCAGGAUUCAAGAUGAAGAAGACAGUCAACACUUUAUGGUUUCUCAACUUGGCCAUAGCUGAUUUUGCAUUUGAUAUUCUCUUCCCUCUCCAGAUAACGGAGUGGAUUUUGGAUGGGCAUUGGCCCUUUGGUCAAACCAUGUGCAAGGUCAUAUACACCAUUCUCUUCCUUAACAUGUCUGUCAGCAUCUCUUUCCUGAUGAUUAUCAGUAUUGACCGAUGCUUAUUAAUCAUGUGUCCUGUGUGGUCAAAAAACCACAGGUCUCCCAGGUCUGCAUUAACCAUCUCAGUUAUGAUAUGGUCAACCUGCUUCAUGCUUAGUUCUCCAUAUCUUUCUUUUUUAGACAUUAUUCAUGACUCUGAGAACAGCAUUUCAUAUUGUACCUCAGUCUACGCUGAUGACUAUGAUGCAGACACCAAGAUGGAUCAAACUUUGACAGUCUUUAGAUUUGUCACCAUGUUUCUCAUCCCAUUUUCUAUAAUAGCAAUUUGUUAUAGUCUUGUUAUUUUUCAGAUAAGAAGAAGCAGAAGUUUGGCAAGAUCAAAUAGACCUCUGAAAGUCAUUAUCGCUAUUGUACUUAGUUUUUUCUGUUUUUGGUUUCCGUUCUAUAUGUGGCCUUUUCUAGAAGUCUUGAAUGUUGAAUUCAGUAUAACUGUUGACUUUAUUAUGUCCAACCUUGUAUGCUGCAUCGGAUUCUUUAACAGUUGCAUUAAUCCCAUGGUCUACGUCUUUGUUGGAAGAGACUUCAAGGAAACUUUAUCCAAGUCCAUUUCAUUUCUUCUGGAGAACACAUUCAAGGAGAAGGAUAUCUCUAAUACAGAACCUCAAUAUGAACAGACUAUGAUGGAAACUGAAAUGGAAGAUUAUACUGUAUGAAGAAAAACUCUUCAAUAGGGAGCUUCAUUAGUGAUUGUCUAGAUGUCACAACAACCUUUCAUUUUUUAAUGGGACUGAAACUCCGUAUUCUUUAUACGUCAGGCUCCAGAGGAAAGCCCCAGAGAAAGAAAUGGACUACUUAUGUACAGUAUAUGAUUUUGGAAUUUUAUGUUUCCCAUAACAAUUGUAAGACAAUACUCAUUUUAGUCAGACAAUACUAGUAGAACGGUUAUCUUGGGUCAAAACUGCAGUGGGCUUUCAUGCAAAUGACAAAAUUCCUAAAAUGCCUAGUGCACAUGGCCAUACUAUGGCUUCAUUUGAGUUGUUUGGAUUCAUAACACUAUCAACAGAAGCCUAUAGGCCCAUCUGGUACCUCUAUAUGUCUGUAAUUUCAUAGAAAAGGUAAAAUACAUGUACUUGUUACUAAACAUAGAAUAAAUUAUUGGACGGCUGCCUAUAGUUCCCCUCUAAUACCCCUUUAAUCUGUGUAGCAUAUUCAAA